Messenger RNA from Brassica oleracea var. oleracea, 1638 nucleotides. RefSeq lists its product as uncharacterized. NCBI's taxonomy places the organism in Eukaryota, Viridiplantae, Streptophyta, Magnoliopsida, Brassicales, Brassicaceae. The coding region runs from base 1 to 1638 and encodes 545 amino acids. The record is from RefSeq and is a predicted model, not a curated record. The transcript has a single exon.
AUGGGGCAAACCUCAACAGAAGGCAAUCUCGAUGAGACAACCUUAAAGCGCCGCAUCGAGAUGAUUGACGAGAAUAAUUUUUUAGCUAAGAUUUUUCGAUGGGCACGUGACCACUACGAAAGCGUCAGGACAGAGUUUGCUAUUAGGUUGCUCCCAGAUAAAGGGAAGGGGAAAGAAUAUGAUCUUCCGAGUACGAGUGAGGUGGCAGGCCUUAUCGUAGGGGAUAUAGUGGUCCAAUUUCAAUCUGACACUUUGCAGCAGAUACGUGAUGACCACCCUCUAUACAUGAGCUUACAAUAUCCUCUUUUGUUUCCAUAUGGUGAGUAUGGCUUUCACCCAGAGAUCCCACUACAUCUUGAGACAUGCACUUCAAGAACAAGACAACUCCUAACCAUACGCCAAUACUACGCUUCUCAAAUCCAGACACGUCUUAAUCAAGGGAUGACAUUGAUUAAAGGAGGUCGUCUCCUCCAUCAAUUUGCUGGGGACGCUUAUACGGCAAUUGAAGAAGAUCGACUAAGGUGGGCGAGGAAUAAUCAAGAUGUCCUGAGAGUCGAGCUCUAUAGUAAUGUCCUUGAUGCUGUAAGCAAAGGUGACACUGAUGCUAAAAUUAUUGGUCAGAAGUUUAUAUUGCCGCCAAGUUUCACCGGUGGACUCCGGUACGUAGUUGAGAAAUACCAUGAUGCGAUGGCUAUUUGCAGAGAAUUUGGCAAUCCAGAUUUGUUUAUCACAAUGACUGCCAAUACUAACUGGAGAGAGAUUAAAGAGCAUCUUGGAAAAUAUGGUGGAGAUUCUCCCAAUGAUAGACUAGACAUUGAAUGUCGGGUCUUUAAAAUGAAGUUAGAGCAGCUACUCAAGGAUUUCAAAAAAGGAACUUUCUUCAAGCCAUAUACAGCAGCUCUCCACAGAAUAGAGGUUCAAAAAAUAGGUCUCCCUCAUGCACAUAUAUUAUUGUGGUUGGGAAACUCAUCCAGAACACCAAGUGCACAAGAAGUAGAUGAGAUAAUUUCAGCCGAGCUCCUAAACAAAGAAGAAGACCCAUAUGCUUACAAUUUAGUCACAAAACACAUGAUCCAUGGUCCAUGUGGUCUCAUUAAUCCGAAGUCACCAUGUAUGGAAAAUAAUGUGUGCACGAAAAAGUAUCAUCGGCCGUAUAAUGACAACACUUCGAUUGACAAUUCAGGAUAUGUAUUAUAUAAUCAGCGCCGAAACGACAAUGCAUAUGCGGUAAAGGAUGGGGCAAUCCUAGACAACACAUUUGUUGUACCUCAUAACAUUAAGCUUCUGAAGAAGUACGAAGCUCAUAUUAAUGUUGAAUGGUGUAAUCGUACAAGCGCAGUAAAGUACUUAUUCAAGUACAUAACCAAGGGUGUUAACAGAGCAACAUCUGUUAUUGAGAAAGGAAAUACGGCAACUACAUCUGACCCAAUGGCCUCUGGCAAAUCAAAGGAGAUAGUCAUUAGACAACGCAAUGAGAUCCAAGACUACAUCGAUGCUCGCUAUUUAUCAGCUUGUGAGUCUAUGUGGUGGACGUUCGUAUUCCACAUACAUAAAAGAAAGCCAUCAAUUGAGAAGCUUAUCAUUCACUUAGAAGGCAAACAGAAUAUCACGGUUAAAGAAACUUAUAACCUUGGCUGA